Messenger RNA from Megalops cyprinoides (Indo-Pacific tarpon), 1149 nucleotides. RefSeq names its product protein TASOR-like. Gene Ontology annotation, biological process: male meiotic nuclear division; regulation of double-strand break repair via homologous recombination; homologous chromosome pairing at meiosis. Bases 97 to 963 code for a protein of 288 amino acids. The transcript has 6 exons. Gene Ontology annotation, cellular component: nucleus. The record is from RefSeq and is a predicted model, not a curated record. Lineage: Eukaryota; Metazoa; Chordata; Actinopteri; Elopiformes; Megalopidae.
CAGAGGACUGAUCAGGUUACAGCAUGAGGCACACAGUACUUGGAGUGGGAGAUUUUCAAAGGCAUACUGCAGGGUGAUGUAUGGGAUUAGGCAACAAUGGAGACGCGUAGUGGCAGGAAGACAAUGGAGCUUCCAUCACAGAACUCCUCCCACUCAACAACUUCUUCCUCAUUGAAGAACUUCACCAUUCCGAGGAAGAAGAGAGAGGCUGGGAAAGGUUCAAUAUUUUUUGAACCAUGUCCCAAAGAAAAUCGGGAAUUUAGCUGUAUCCAGUCAACACUAAGUGAAUCCAGAUUAGACAUGGGCAAGGAGGUCUUCCUGUCCUGGCAGUCUCAGGAUGUAAGGCUUGUGCACAACGAGAAGCUCUUGAGAGAGUUCUCUGACAAAAGGUCUGAGAUGCGUUCAAAGGGGCGGCAUGGCAGAGAGAUGGAGGAAAGAUUCUGUUUUUUAGUGACAUCUGAACAAGCCAAAGCAAGUAUUUGCCAAAACGGACUGAAGACAGAAAGCACAGCCCAGCACUCCCUGGGCAACCCAUCCCAUGGAGUGUAUUUGUACAGACAUGUCGAUGUGGCCCUAAGAAAUGCUAUGAGAAACUCAGCCACUCCAAAAAAUAUAAUCAUUUUCAAGGUAAUCUUGGGAAAGGUGAAAAAAUUGCAGUGCAGUUUGGGAAAGAGCAGCAUUCAGGAUCCAACAAUACAGUUUGACAGCUAUGUUUCUAAGGACACAGUUGACCCCAAAGAUCCCCUCUCCCAGCAAAUAUUGGGCUCAUCUGUGUUUAUUUUUGACUAUAAUGAAAACCAGGAGCUACUCCCAAGACCUAGGCAGUGCUUGCCGUACGCUGUGGUUUUGGCUGUUCCCAUUAGCAACACCUCUUCCCUUGCUACCUCUUACACCCCAGUUCCAUCUUCUGGGAUGACACCAGGUAUUGUUUGUCUAAACUGGAGUUGCCCAACACAUGAAUAGCACAUCACACAAUAAAGUUCCCACACCACAUAUUGAAACAUUGACAGAUCUCAUCAAAUGAAAAAAGAAAUAAAAAAUAAUCAUAUAUAAAAAAAGAAUCAUCUCGCUGUGAAGAGUAGUAAAGUUGCCGCCUUGUAAUUUAAACAGAUGUGGGCACUAGGCAUGAAAUGAUACAUUCAGCUCACA